AUGAGUACAGCAGACGUGGGCACAGGGGGCACUAACGGCCAGCCUGCUGCAGCAGCAGCAGGAACAGCAGCAGCAGCAGCAGCAGGGCCCACCCUGGCUUCUCUGCGGCAGCAGAGGCAGCAGCAGCAGCAGCAAGACUCGUCUGUUCAAGGGGCCUCCUCAGGGAGGGGCCCCCUUGACCGUGGGGGCCCCUUGGGCGCAUCUUUGCUGCCGUCGUCUUCUGCAGCAGCAGCAGCAGCAGCAGCAGCAGGAGGCGGCGAGCUGGGCGAGGCCCUCUGCGAGCUCCUUGAAGACAUGAACAGCAAAUUCAAUUCCCUCAGCAGCAGCAUUUUAAAUAAGUUGGAUGACAUGGCUCUUAAGCUCGAUACCCUCGAGGCGCAGCUAACUAAUUUGCUGCAGGACGACCCGGGGGCCCCCCUGGGGGCCCCCCUGGGGGCCCCUCUGGGGGCCCCCCUGGGGGCCCCCCUGGACGACGGCCUGGGGGCCCCUCCGCCCUUUGGGGGCCCCCUGGGGGCCCCCCUGGGGGCGCCCCUGGGGGCUCCCGUGGGGGCUCCCCUCUCGGGGGCGGGGGCCCCCCUGGGGGGGGCCCCCAUG
Molecule: messenger RNA, 594 nt
Organism: Eimeria tenella
Lineage: Eukaryota; Apicomplexa; Conoidasida; Eucoccidiorida; Eimeriidae
Exons: 2
Molecular function (GO): transcription corepressor activity
Source: RefSeq, a predicted model, not a curated record